Trichomonas vaginalis G3 is the source of this 1089-nucleotide messenger RNA. RefSeq lists its product as uncharacterized. The record is from RefSeq and is a predicted model, not a curated record. The coding region runs from base 1 to 1089 and encodes 362 amino acids. The transcript has a single exon. NCBI's taxonomy places the organism in Eukaryota, Parabasalia, Trichomonadida, Trichomonadidae.
AUGAGUGACAGUUCAGAUGAUUAUAAUUUCUUUGAAAGCAGAUUAAUUUCCAGUGUAAAAUUCAAAUAUAAUCAAAUGAACAACAUGCAAGAAGAAGAGAUAGCACGCUUAAAAAAAGUAUUAAGGGAGAAACAACAACAAAUCAAUAUUAUCCGUGAAACUAAUUCAAGAGUUUUAGCUAGACAUUUAGAGAAAAAGAUUCAAUUGCAUAAAGAAAUCUCAAAUUUUCAAGCAAGGCAUCAUGGCAUUCUAAAAUCAGAAGAACAAAAGAUGAAAUACGAAAUAAAAGAACUUAGAGCAAGAUUCAAAUUAGAAUUAGAUAAGGUCAAUAAAAUGAUUGAGCCAGACGCACUUUUGUCUUCCAAUACCGAUGAUAGUAUUUUAAUGAACCUAAAACAAAAUAUUUCGAGAAUUAAUGAAAAGAACAUAAGCGAAUACCUAACUCUAACUACAUCAAUCAAGAAUUUUUCCGAAGACAAUAUUCGACAAAUUAAAGAUAUCGAAAAUCUUAUCGCAACUAGAAAAAAACUAAUUAAGAAGAUUGAAAAAGAAAUAGCCUCUAUUAAGGAUAAAAAUAAUCUCCAAAGAGUGGAAAUUAAUAAAAAAAUUGAUAAAAUUAAUCAACGAAUUAGCCUUUUAACAACUCAAUUCGAAAUGCCUCAAAAUCGAAUUUUGGAGCCAUCUAUUGAUGAAAUACGACGUAAAUUCAAGUUAAAGCUCUUGAAGAUUCGAAAACAAAUUAAUUUGCAAAAAAAUGCAAAUAAAAAGCUUAUAUUUCAAAUCCAAUCCGAAUCGACAGAAUUUGAUAUAAUUAACGAGCUGAUGAAACAAAAAACACAGCAAGAUUCACUUUCUUUAACUUUUUCAAAUCUGAAUCAAGACAUUAAAUUAGCUACUGCACGCAAUAAUGAGUUAAAAAGUUUAUUAAAGCAACUAGAUCCAACCUUAAGGAACAUUAGACAAAGACAUUAUCAACUUUUGUCUGCGAUUAAAGCAACGGACUAUCAAAUUAAUGGCCGCAAUGGUCAGUAUCAAAGGUCAACACAAAUCUCAGCAACCCAAGUUGAAAUGAGUUCAAUGGAUAGUUGA